UAAAUAUGUAAAAGGCCCCAAAUUCCCAAACGUUGUACUGGGAUCUGAUCUGGUUAUAACGGUAUGCAUGUAUUAUGCUUGUGCCUACUAACUUGGAUUGUUAAAAAAAAAAUGGGUGUACUGCUUAGCUGACAAGUAGGCCUGAGUAAUCCGUGUUGUUAGAGGUACCAAAAUUCCUUGUUUAAGCAGAAAAAUUAUGCCACCUUGGAACCUUUCGAUGUUAGAAGAGGUCAAUCUUCGGUUUAGAUCUUGCCAGAGCUAUAGGAUUUGCUCCAUUUUGUGCUCAUAGUCAUAACCCUGCACUAGCAAAUUGCAGCGCCAUGAAACCAAAUUAAUCAGUGAAUAGAUUAAUUUGCAUGCUCUCAGCCUUGUGUAACUUUGUCCAUUCUGCUUGAGGCUGUGAUCCUUGUUGGCUCUUGACUUCUUGAGGAAUGCCAGUUAUAUUGAUGAAGGAAGUCAAAUAGGGUUCUAAACUUACAAAUCUCUAAGACUACUAAGAGAAUCUUGCAGGAUAAUUGCUCUUGGUGGCUCACACAGCCGUACCAGCUAAUGCCCGUAUUUUUCUGUAAUUUCCUCCUUGUUGAUAUUUGUUAGUUGGGUGAGGAGGUUGGCUUUCUUGUUCUGGAAGACCCUCAACUUUGCACCCACUUCUUACAUAACUAGAAUGUGCAGCAAUGAUGUAGCUUUUCUUUGUCGCAGCCAGCGAUUGUUCUGAAGGAGUUGUAGUCAUAUUUUGGGUGGUUCAUGUUAUCAAGCCACUUUAUUACCCUGCAGUGCUGAUGUGCUUGGUCUAUCAGCAAUUGGGCAAAAUAUGUAGUUCGUGACUCCAUCUUUUGAUGCCAUGAUAGGUUCUGGCCUCUGGGAGCUAUUGUGGACUUCUGUAGAGGAUGUAGCUGGCAAUAUCGCAUUUAAACUAUUUUCAGAGCAUUAAACCGCCAUCUCACUUGUUGAAAUGGCGAGCACAGCAUGCUUUGUGAUUGUUAGUAAGAAUGACAUCCCAAUCUAUGAGGCUGAAGUUGGAUCUGCUCUCAAAAAAGAAGAUUUAGCUCAUCAGCAUCAGUUCAUUUUGCAUGCUGCAUUGGAUGUUGCUCAGGACCUUGCAUGGUCUACUAAUGCAAUGUUUCUGAGAUCAGUUGAUAGAUUCAGUGACUUCGUCGUGUCUGUAUAUGUAACUGCUGGUCAUACCAGAUUUAUGUUGCUUCAUGACUCACGGAGCGAUGAUGGAAUAAAGAGUUUCUUUCAGGAGGUCCAUGAACUUUACAUGAAGAUAUUCCUCAAUCCGCUCUACUUGCCUGGUUCUCGCAUCACAUCUUCCUAUUUUGAUACCAAGGUUAGGACGCUUGCAAGGAAAUACCUUUAGCAUGCACUCCGCUGAAGACCCUGUUGCGGUGGCCCUCUUUCCUCUCAUUUUUCAUAUAUUCUUGUUAGUCAAUGACUGAUAUAUGCUAGACUUCUCCAUAAGGUGCAGCUCGAAGCCAUUUUUUCACACUGAUAAAUUCAGAGCAUUGUACAAGAAAACUUAUGUUUCAGCUAUUCUCUUUGUACAGCGUUGCACGAAGCAAAUCUCUAGAAAUAUAGCCUUUGCAGAUACAGUAUCUUUCUGAAGUAUGAUUUUCUUUUUUUUUAUUA
Messenger RNA from Sorghum bicolor (sorghum), 1629 nucleotides. Its product is annotated as trafficking protein particle complex subunit 2. The transcript is spliced from 6 exons. Gene Ontology annotation, biological process: endoplasmic reticulum to Golgi vesicle-mediated transport. NCBI's taxonomy places the organism in Eukaryota, Viridiplantae, Streptophyta, Magnoliopsida, Poales, Poaceae. Gene Ontology annotation, cellular component: nucleus; TRAPP complex; cytoplasm. The coding region runs from base 953 to 1360 and encodes 135 amino acids. The record is from RefSeq and is a predicted model, not a curated record.